Molecule: messenger RNA, 3110 nt
Organism: Exophiala oligosperma
Lineage: Eukaryota; Fungi; Ascomycota; Eurotiomycetes; Chaetothyriales; Herpotrichiellaceae
Exons: 1
Coding region: 524-2497 (657 amino acids)
Source: RefSeq, a predicted model, not a curated record
GUAUGGAGUAUAUAUAUAUAUAUAUAUACAUACACAUAUCGGUGCCCACCUCAAUUGCUAGAAGACAGAAACACUUACUCUCAGUUACCGUCCACUGUACUACUGUACAAACCCAUACACACAAAAAGACACAAAGCGAGUGCUAACCUACAGGCUCGUACUCACAAGCUAUACCUCCCUCCUACGUAUCUCACACCAAUCGAGUCAACUCACUAGAAGGUCUUUCCGACUUUCCGUUCAAUUGCAUCUUGGGUCGUUAUCUCCUUUCCAAUCAACACCCUCCUCGGCCGCCUCUGCCAACCUCAAGCCCAGUCCAUCCCAGCCCAUCCCAAUCACAAAUCCCCGCAGAAUCCUGGUUUGGAUCGCAAACUCGGCGUCAAUCAACCCCUCUUUGGUCCAUCACGACGCCCAAUCCUGACGCCAUCACCAGACCGACUAGCUUUAUCAAUCCCGCUCUAACCUUACACAUCAACCCAAAUAGAAGAGAGGGGAGGUUUCCUUCCCUUUCCCUUCUCUCUUCGUCAUGACAGCUGCUCGACAGAUCAUCUCUGGCGAGAUGCCUUCUUUUCUUUCAUCGACAAUUCCGGUCCCAUCAUACACGGCGCGCUCUCGGUCACUGCCUACCAACAACACACGGGAAGGAAGAAAAGGCUCGGCCAUAGCCAAUGCGAUCGGACUUCGCAAAAAGAACGAAAUCGACAUCAUACUGGACGGAGAUGAUGAAUUCGUCCAUUCAUACUCUACCCACGACGAAAUACAAGGACAUGUCGAGGUCAAGUUCGAAAAGGACACCCAGUUUGAUGAACUCGCCAUCACGUUUGAAGGCCAAAGUUCAACCUAUGUCGAAAAGAUAGCUACCACGGCGCCGACCACCGGUCGCACGACAGGAAGACAUACAUUUCUCAAGGUCCAGCAACCCAUUGCCGAGUAUUUACUUCCUGGAGACAGCGUCUUUCAGGCCAACGUGACGUACAGGAUCCCAUUCACAUUCGUCGUACCCGAUCGAUUGCUUCCGUUCAUCUGUUCGCACAAGGUCGACCAUGAAGAGAUCCGCCACGAACAUAUCCAAUUACCCCCCAGUAUCGGAGACGCCAGCAUUUCCGGCGACGGACACACGCUCAUGGACGAUCUGGCCCCGGACAUGGCGAGGAUAUGCUACACGGUGCGUGCGCGCGUGACCAAGGCCAACGCCGUCGGCCGACUCCUCGAACUCGGCAACCGGAUCGAAUGCAUCAGAAUCGUACCUGCGCGCGACGAAGCACCGCCGCUGAUUCUUGGUGACGACUCUCACAGCGACCACGUCAUGCGCAAGGAGAAAUCCGUCAGGAAAGGGCUGUUGAAGUUCGGCAAGACAGGUUAUCUGGCCGCCGAGACCACGCAACCAAAAAGCCUACGGUUGCCGCAUCCACGACGGACACGGCAGACCGAACCUGUUGCUUCCAUGGCCACGAUCAAUCUACGAUUCGACCCGUGUACGCCGGAUGAUGUCCCUCCACAACUGGACUCGAUCACGUCGAAACUCAAGGUUUACACAUUCUUCGGCGCAGCGCCGUUCAAGCUCCUCCCUGAAAUCCGCAAGCACGACAACUGGUCGACCUUGCACGGUGUGUACCCUGAGAACAUUCCUCUGAGUUCGCGCAACCUCUCUACCGUCUCGUGGACGCGGCACGAGCCCUGUGUAUCCAAUCAAUACCGACCAUCCUGUAGUUCGUCGUCUUCAUCGGGAUCGUCGUCAUCAUUCACGGACUCUGCGGACCUCUCGCGGCGACCCAGCACGUACUCCACGUCGAGCGCGUCGUCCAUCAUCCCCGAACCCAGUGGCGCCUAUCGGGGGGAUUUGCCUUUUUACACCGCCAGCGUCCUCGUCCCCAUCGCCCUCCCGCACGCGACGGGCUUGAGCAGACCCAAGGUGUUUGUGCCGACCUUCCACACCUGCAUCGUCUCUCGCACGUACAGUGUCGAAUUGAACCUCGGCUUCCGAUCCCCGGGCGCCAACAUUCCUGCCAGCAGCCACGUCGUGCUCAAGACCCCGAUUCAGGUGUCGGCGGAAGGUGGCGUCCCGCCGGCCCGUUUGCACGAGUCGGAUGCCGCCAUCGCCGCCGAGAUCGAGGCUCAAUUCGGUCUGUACGAAGCUCGAGCUCUACGUGGUGAGAUUGGUGAUGUGGUGGACGGUGAGAGUCCCAGAUACGAAGAGGCCACUGCUGCUGUUGGUGCUGCUACGGCCACCACUCCCGCCAUGUUACGAAGUGGAACGAGACACAUGAGUCUGGAGGAUUCGGUCUCAAUGGCUCGAUUGGUCCUAGAAGAAGAGACGAGUGAUGAAGUCGGAACCGGAAUCGGAGUCGGCGUCGUCGGGCCGCGUCGUGGCGGCGGCGGCGGCGGUGGUGGUGAUGACUCUUCACAACGAGAUGCCCCUCCUCCAGAGUAUCGGGCCGAAUACAGCUCUGGGAAUAGGCCUGGUGGACCUAGGACCCAUAGCGUGAGUCCAUUUACUUGAUUUUUUUGCUUUGCUUUGCUUUUCAUUUUACAUAUGAUUUCCGGCGUUUUAUUUGACAUGUGCUUUACCUAUGAUACCACACAAAGAAAGUUUUUGCGUUUUGGAUCGGCUGCCGAGUGUUGGGACAGUGGGUUAUCAGCUGUGAUUUCUAUCUUACGAUUAUAUUUGUCUAUGUGACAACCAGAUGAGAUGAAACAUGAAUUCUACUUAUACAUGAAGAGUGAUAAACCGGCGAGGGUAUCUUUCUCUUCUUUUCUCAGGGAUACCUUUUGUCCUUUGAUGAAAGGAAUUUCAAAUUAGAACCGCGCGCCAAUCGAGGCAAUAACGAUAGAAUGGAAAAAAGGAGUCGAGAGACAGGUUAUGUUGGGAUCUCUUCUGGCCGUCUGGGUUUGGAUUUUUAAACAAAACACGACGAGGAUCGAUUUUUUUUUUGAUUUUUUCCACGUUUCCCGUUUUCAUCUUGGUGAUGUUGAUUGAUUGCCCUCUUGAUCUGGGGGCGGGAUUUCUGUCUUUCUGCCUUGUACUUUUCUCUUUUAAUUUCUCUCUCAUGUUCGAUACCUGCUUGUCUUCCUGCCCCUCUGUACCCACGACGUUUCAUGGUGGUCGAUACGGG